Molecule: messenger RNA, 900 nt
Organism: Leptinotarsa decemlineata (Colorado potato beetle)
Lineage: Eukaryota; Metazoa; Arthropoda; Insecta; Coleoptera; Chrysomelidae
Product: mediator complex subunit 18
Biological process (GO): termination of RNA polymerase II transcription; regulation of transcription by RNA polymerase II
Cellular component (GO): core mediator complex; mediator complex
Molecular function (GO): transcription coregulator activity
Source: RefSeq, a predicted model, not a curated record
UAAGUGUUCUGUGGCCUGUGGUGGUAACCUCGGUAACGACUACCUGUACCUGGACUAACUUUACCUAAUAAGGUACAAUUCUACCUACAAAUAGUAUAAAUUCAUUAAGAUGAAACUGAAGUGGCAGUAAACAUAAAAAUAUAUACCAAGUAUAUUAUCUAAUUUAUUGAAGUAUUAUUUCUUGAAAAAUUCAAUAUGUCAUCACCCGGGAAUGCUAUGGACUCUUUGAUUGCUGCUCUUAAGUGCAAUAUUAUUCCAAAUCAAGAAUAUUUACUACAAGGUUCAGUGUUAGAUCAAUAUGUUGAAGUAUUGUUGCAUCGUUUAAGAGGUCUAUGUGAUAACGUUGAUAGUGGCCCAGAAUCAUUUCAUGACCACGAACUUUGUUUUUCUCUAAGGAUUGCAAAUACUGGCACAACAACCCCAAUGUCUGUGUUUGCCUUGAGAGUAAGGAGAUCGCUAGAUGUAACUGAUACACCUUUUCAGCUACGAUAUAUUGGACAACAAGAGCUAGGUGAUAAAAAUAGACCAACAGUUGUGCGUUCUAGCAUCGACAUCGCUUGCAGUUCCACUAUCACCGAAUUUUUGACAGAACUUGGAUGCAGAUUAGAUUUUGAGUAUAUUGCAAGAGGAUAUAUGUUUAGGAAAGGUAGAAUGAAAAUCACAGUUUCAAAAAUUUUCAAGAUGGGAGGUAACAAACCUGUUGAAGGAGUGGAGCCUAUCUCUCGAAGUUAUUUAGUGGAGUUAUCUGUAUUAGCACCUUCCGGUCAAGAUGCUAUUGGAGAAGAUAUGAAGCUUUUUGCUGAACAGCUUAGACCUUUAGUUCAGUUAGAGAAAAUUGAUUUCAAAAGAUUGGGGAAUAUGAUAUGAGUUUUUUUUAAAUAAGUGUAUAUUUCAGAAACA